Messenger RNA from Grammomys surdaster, 4670 nucleotides. RefSeq names its product baculoviral IAP repeat-containing protein 1a-like. Gene Ontology annotation, molecular function: ATP binding; cysteine-type endopeptidase inhibitor activity involved in apoptotic process. Gene Ontology annotation, cellular component: IPAF inflammasome complex. The annotation marks the transcript as partial. The transcript is spliced from 8 exons. Gene Ontology annotation, biological process: pyroptotic inflammatory response; detection of bacterium; inflammatory response. The record is from RefSeq and is a predicted model, not a curated record. Lineage: Eukaryota; Metazoa; Chordata; Mammalia; Rodentia; Muridae.
UCUCUGUUUAGCUGUGUAUUUCUUCAAACCCUGAAAUCCUCUGCACAAGUGAGUUCAGCCCUUCAGAGUCACUGUGCACUUUCAGAAGCCACGGAAACCACUAGUGAAAGCAACCAUGAGGAUCCAGUAGCAGUUCACUCUAAGGUGGUUGACUUGGGUCAGAGUGAAGCUCAGUGGUUUCAAGAGGCCAGGAGUCUGAGUGAGCAGCUGAGAGACACCUACACCAAAGCCACUUUCCGCCACUUGAACCUGCCAGAGGUGUGUUCCAGCCUCAGCACUGACCACUUGCUCGGCUGCGAUGUGUCCAUCAUUUCAAAGCACAUCAGCCGGCCAGUGCAAGGGGCCCUGACCAUCCCUGAGGUCUUCACCAAUCUCAGCUCUGUCAUGUGUGUGGAAGGGGAAACUGGCAGUGGAAAGACAACCUUCCUGAAGAGAAUAGCUUUUCUCUGGGCAUCAGGAUGCUGUCCCCUGUUGAACAGGUUCCAGCUGGUCUUCUACCUCUCCCUUAGUUCCAUCAGACCAGAACAGGGACUGGCCAACAUCAUCUGUGGCCAACUCCUAGAGGCAGGAGGAAGCAUUAGUGAAGUGUGUCUGAGCAGCAGCAUCCAGCAGUUACAACACCAGGUGCUGUUCCUGUUGGAUGACUUCAGUGGGCUGGCCUCACUCCCCCAAGCCCUGGACACACUGAUUACAAAGAACUACUUGUCACAGACCUGCUUAUUGAUUGCUGUGCAUACAAACAGGGUCAGGGACAUCCGUCCAUACCUAGAUACAAGUCUAGAGAUUAAAGAGUUUCCCUUAUAUAACACUGUCUAUAUAUUAAAGAAGUUCUUCUCACAUAAUAUAACACCUCUGCAAGAGUUUAUCAUUUAUUUUGGAAUGAAUGAAGAUUUACAGGGAAUCCACAAGACUCCCCUCUUUGUGGCAGCAGUCUGCACUGAAUGGCUUCAAAAUCCACCUGCCCAAGAUGACUUUCAGGAUGUGACUCUUUUCAAGUCCUACAUGCGAUACCUGUCCUUAAAGAACAAAGCGACAGCUGAGACUCUCCAGGCCACUGUGUCCUCAUGUGGGCAGCUGGCCUUGACAGGGCUUUUCUCUUCGUGCUUUGAGUUCAGUAGUGAUGACCUGGCAGAGGCAGGAGUUGAUGAAGACCAGGAGCUCACCACCUGCUUGAUGAGCAAAUUCACUGCCCAGAGACUGAGACCCGUCUACCGGUUUUUAAGUCCUCUGUUCCAAGAGUUUCUUGCUGCCAUGAGGCUGACUGAACUUCUGGGUUCAGAUAGGCAGGAAGACCAAAACCUGGGACUUUAUCAUUUGAGACAAAUUAACUCACCCUUGAAGGCUAUGACCACCUACAGCAAUUUUUUGAAGUAUAUCUCCAGACAUCCUUCAUCAAAGGCAGGGCCACCAGUUAUAUCUCAUUUGCUUCAUUUGCUGGAUAAGAAAGACUUACUGGAUACCAUGUCUGAAAUUGAGGAAUAUGUAAAUAACCCUCCAGAAACUUCCCGGAUAACACAGGCAAUUAAGGAACUGUGGCAGGUAUCUCCUGAAUCUUUCUCUUCAUUAGUUUCAGAAAAAUUAUUGAGCAUUGCUCUAUAUUAUGGUUAUAAAAGCAACACAGUUGCUGCAUGCUCUCCAUUGAUUUUGCAGUUCCUUCGAGGGAGAACACUGGCUUUGGAAGUCCUGAAUUUACAGUACUUUUUAGACCACCCAGAAUGCCUGUUACUGUUGAGAAGUUUAAAGGUGUCCAUAAGUGGAAAUAAAAUUCCAACUGUUUUAGAUUACUCAGUCAUGGAAAAAUGUUUUGAAACAUUACAGCCACCAACUAUAGAUCAGGACUAUGCAUCUACCUUUCAACAAUUGAAGGAAUCUGGGAAAAAUUUAGCUGAAAAUGAAGACAUAAUAAAGAACUAUAAGGAUAUGAAACACCAGACCCCACUAAAUAUUAGUACUGGCUAUUGGAAACUGUCCCCCAAGCCGUACAAGAUCCCUAGACUGGAAGUUGGAGUGGCCAACAUGGGUCCAGCAGACCAAGCUCUGCUUCAGGUCCUAAUGGAAGUCUUCUCAGCUUCAGAGAGUAUUGAGCUCCGUUUAUUCAACAGCAGUGGCUUUCUUGAAAGCAUCCGCCCAGCUCUGGAGCUGAAUAAGACCUCUGUCGCCAAGUGCUCCAUGUCCAGGAUGGAGCUCAGCAGAGCAGAACAGGAGCUGCUUCUCAGCCUGCCUGCCCUGCAGUCUCUUGAGGUCUCAGGGACAAACCAGUUACCAGAUCAUCUCCUUCCUAACUUGGACAAGUUCCUGGGCCUGAAAGAACUGUGUGUGAGACUAGAUGGCAAACAGGAUGUGCUCUCAGUGCUUCCUGGAGAGUUCCCAAACCUCCAUCACAUGGAGAAAUUAUCCAUCCAAACCUCCACGGAGUCUGACCUCUCCAAACUAGUUAAAUUGAUUCAGAACUCUCCAAACCUCCUUGUUUUCCAUCUAAAAUGUGAUUUCCUUUUGAAUUGUGAGUAUCUCAUGGCUGUGCUUGUUUUCUGCAAGAAACUCAGAGAGAUUGAGUUUUCUGGACGAUGCUUUGAAGCCAUGCCCUUUGUCAACAUUUUGACAAAUUUUGUUUCUCUGAAGAUAUUGAAUCUUACAGACCAACAAUUCCCAGAUAAGGAAACAUCAGAAAAGUUUGCCCAGGCUCUAGGUUCUCUCAGGAACCUGGAGGAACUGCUCCUUCCCACUGGGGACGGGAUUCACCAAGUGGCCAAACUUAUUGUCCAGCAGUGCCUGCAGCUUCCAGGUCUCCGAGUUCUCGCCUUUCACUACGUCUUGGAUGAUGACAGUGUGAUUGAAAUUGCCAGGGUGGCAGCCAGAGGAGGUUUCCAGAAACUCGAGAACUUAGACCUUUCCAUGAAUCACAAGAUUACCGAGGAAGGAUACAGAAAUUUCUUUCUAACCCUGAACAACCUGCCAAACUUGAAAGAGAUGAACAUCUGCAGGCAUAUCCCAGAAUGCAUUCAAGUUCAGGCCACCACUGUCAAGGCUCUGGGUCAGUGUGUGUCCCGACUGCCCAACCUCACCAGGCUGCAUAUGCUCAGUUGGCUCCUGGAUGAAGAGGACAUGAAAGUGAUUAAUGAUGUGAAGGAAAGACACCCUCAGUCCAAACGCCUGCUUAUCUUCUGGAAAUGGAUAGUCCCGUUCUCUCCUGUUGUCCUGGAGUAAAGGAUGCAGCUGAAGGCUACUGACAGUUCUGAAUACCUGAUUUCCUAAAACACCUUAGUUUAGCUGGGCAUGGUGGUAUACACCUGUAGUUUAGGCAUUUAGAUUACUGAGGUACAAGAAUCAAGAAGUUCAGACCAGAUCCUGUCUCACAGCUAAAGAAAUAAUUAACCAUCCUAUUGAAGAAUAUUUAUUAACUGUGCAGACUGCUAAUAUUUAAAAAGCCUGCAUGCCCACCAUUGAAUUUAGGAGGUAUAUUGAAUAGUACCUUGGCAGUCCUUAUAUGGUCCUCCUGUCUAAAGACUAGAGCUUCAGUCAAGUUCAUAUAGACAACCAUUCAUUGUCAAGGUCAACAGGAAGGGUCUGGGAAAAGAAGAUUGAUCUAUAUAGAAGCCACAACAGGGAAGCAGUGUUUGAUAGAUGCUGGGGUAGUGCAAGAGGAUCAGCCAAACAGCUUUAGAAUUCAUUGAACUCAGUCCCUCAGUUAGCACAAUCACAUGGGUGUGCCUCAGAGAGGACUACGGGUCCUGAGGACUUUAUGCUGUCAUAGAGUUUUGCUCUGUUUGCUGCCCUCACACUGCAUCCCUCAUAAUCUAUGAGUUGUAAGAAAAAUCUAAGGGGGCAUCACUGUUGGAAAGAACUUAGCAAUGUAGAUUGUUAGAAAUGACCAUCAGUCUUAGGAAGAACUUGGAGAAGUAGAUUGCUUGUAAAGUUAGUUAAAAUGAUUUUGUAAAUGGCUGUGAUGUUGAAAAUCUUAGAAAGCAAAUUGAAGUUCAGAAAAGCACACUUUUGAAUAUUGAUCAAGGGAUGUGUUCAAGGUCAGGAAACAAGAACAGUGGCAGGUCGCCUAGCAAUGGUUGGUAUGACUCUGUUGCUGAAGCUGGGCUGAUGAUCCAGGUGAUAAUUAAUUCCUUGUACCCAAUUUUGGCCUCAGCUUUCUGAUAAGAUUUAAUAAACAAUUGUUCCUGGGUGAGUGCUGGGUCUCUGGGCUCAUGGUCCUCAUGCUUGUGCCACACAAAUUUCCCCACUGUGUCGUCUUCUUAGAACUUCCUCACAACCCAUUUUCUUUAUAGCUCAUCAAGUGUCUUCAAUGUUUUCAUCUGUCAGCUUGACAUAACCUGGGGUUAUCUAAUAGAGUCUCAAUUAAGGAAUUGGCCUGUUUCCAUGUCUGUGAGGAAUCAUCUUGAUUGGUAAUUGGUAUGUGACCUCCUAUCCUAUAGUUGGUGGCAGCUCCUUUACAUAGGUGAGCCUAUGCUUCAUAAGAAAGCCGUGUCAGCAUGUACCAGAAGGGGGGCAAGCCAAUAAGUAGCAUUUCUCCAUGGUCUGUGCUUCAAGUUCUUGCUUCUAGAUUCCUUUUGAGUUCCUUCCCUCAGUUAUGGACUAUGGAAGCUUAAGCUUUACUUCCCUAAGUUUCUUUUGAUUAUGGUGUUUAUCAUGACAACAAGAAAGUAAAUUAGAACAAAAAUUGG